AUGAUUUUUCUUUGGCUUUCUUUCGCUUCUGCAGUAAAUUAUUCAGUGUAUAAGGAUACCAAAGGAAUAUUCUAUAAAUGGGCCGAUUGGCAUUACAGUUUAAUGAAACUUACCUUUAAAAAAGCAAAAUUUGUAACACAAUUUAAUUUACAAUUAUCAGUUCCAUUAGAAGAAUGGGUUAACAAUGCACUUUCCAGAGCAACUACUAACUCAACUCCAAAAAUUUCCUCGUAUAAAAUUCUGAAUGAUGCUUUAACUACAUUAUUACCAACAAAAAUCGAUGCAACGAAUAUAGAUACUAUCAAACAAGUUAAAUUCGGAAAUCCAAGUGUAAGCGUUGACUUCGGAUUUGAUUUCAACACUUUUAUCAAUGAAAUCCAAGAUGACGUACCAAAAAACCCUAUUAAAAUCCUUCUUGGAUUUGCACUUUCUUCAUUCAUACUUGUAGCUUUAGUCAUCAUCGCACUCAUUACACAAGUAUUUUGUAUUUGCUGCUCAUGCUGUGGUUCACCAGUAGAAAAGAGGUCUCCAAAGAUAUUACAGCUCGUCUUCUUCUACUUAUCCAUCUUGCUUUUGUUCCUUGGCGCAGUUUGUGUCUUCCUUAUGAUUAACCAACUAGAUCAAACAAAACAAGCUUUCUUUGAUAUAGAUAAAAUCAUUGACAAGACGCUAGCUGAACUAGACUCAAAUGUUACAGUAAUUGAAGACAUUAUCAAGCCAAUUGAAACUUCAGUUCUUGAUGCAGUCAACAACACUCCCAAGACAUAUCUAACCAUUAUAGAUAACGUAAAUACCACAUUGCGACCUAAGUUUGACUACCUUUACAGUGGACUUACAAAAGAUGGCUCAAUUUUCCCACUUUUCGCCGCAAGCUCCAAUAUCUCCAAGAUCAUUUCCCAAAUUAAUCAUGAGAUAGACAAUAUUAACUCAGAUCCAACCAUUUUACACAAAAUUAACAAAGUUAACAUAAAUGAUGACGUAGAUAAGGCCAAAGAAGAUGUUGACAAGCAGUACAACAAAGCCAAGAACAAGAUCGAUGAUUAUAUCCAGCAGGCAAAGGACUACGACGUUCAAGGCGAAAUUGAUAAAAAGAAUUUCUCCGAAAAGUUGAAUACAACUAAAUAUUUCGACAAGGUCCAUGAAUUCUGCCACAAGGAUCUUACUCUUUCCAACCUAAUGGGCAAGGAUUUGUCGAAAUACAAGAAAUAUUUCUUUUUCAUUGCUCUUGCCUUCUUAGUCUUUGCAUUUGCACUGUUGAUUCUCAUUGGUCUUUACAUAUUUGCCUUCCAUGGCCUGUUCUGCGGCGUUUUCUGCUCAAGAUUCAACUGGAUUUUCCCUCUUAUUUGCGUUAUCUUAAUAAUUAUCUUCGGAACGGUAUCAACAACAGCCUGCACGUUGAUUAUCCACGUCAACGACCAAGUUAUGCCAUCAAUCAACAACACGAUCCAGACACUCCUCAGUUUAGUUGAUAAUUCAUCCAUCGGAUACCCAUCAUUCGAUAUCCCGAUCUACCACGAGGACACAACGAAGUAUUCCUUCAAAUUGCCGUUCUACCAGACAUCAAUAGCGGGCUGGGAUCCUCUUGGCAACCUCCUGAACUCAUCGUACAAAGCAGGCCUUGGCAAUUUCCUCAAAUUGGACAAGAUCGGACCAUUCUACUACAUUGCGGCCGUAAUCAACACUGAUGCCAUUGAAAAACUCCAUUACGCGGCCAAAAGCGUCAUUUCCUAUGAAGCAACAGACCAAAUCAACAGCAAACUCGGCUUCAUACUCAACGCACAGACCCUCCGCGACCUUUCAGACCAAAUUCCUGACUUUGACAAGAAGAUUAACGAUACAAUUAAUGAAAUCGACGACGAGGCAUCAAACACACAAAAUGCAACAACCAACACAUCCAUAAAUAAUAUUAAGAAAUGUCUUGAACAACUCAGGACAAAUUUGGAUGAAAAAAUUCCGAUAGCGUUCGAUUCAAUGAAAGACCACGCCCGUAAAUUCGCCACUGACUUUACAUGGGAGAAUAUUGACACUUUUUACGGGUCUACUGUUGAAACCAGUUUAACAAAUCUAUUGACACCACCGUUAGAAGAUAUCAAUACAUUCCUUACUAAGUCCAUUUACAACAUCACAUCAAACAAUCCAACAAUUUCAUUAAUACAAACACCACUGUUUUUAGUCACAACAUAUAUCAUCAGGAAUUUAGGAAUUAUGUUUUCAUUGAUGUCGAUUUCCAACUAUUGUUUCCUUGUCGGUGUCCUCAUCAUUGUAUUUGUCCUCAGAAGUAGACUGAGAUACAUUGAAGACCCGCCUGAUCCAUACGAAGAAGAGGAAGAUUACUUCGAUUACGAUUACGACAUGGAUGACAUGUACGAUGAUUACGACGACGAAGGUGAUGAUGGAGAUGAUGAAUCAGAUCACCACCACAGUCAUCAUCACAGCCAUCACCACAGCCACCACCACGGACACAAAGGAAGUGGUGCAUUUUGGUUGGAACACAAUUAA
Molecule: messenger RNA, 2499 nt
Organism: Trichomonas vaginalis G3
Lineage: Eukaryota; Parabasalia; Trichomonadida; Trichomonadidae
Product: transmembrane protein DDB G0292058 family
Exons: 1
Coding region: 1-2499 (832 amino acids)
Cellular component (GO): membrane
Source: RefSeq, a predicted model, not a curated record